GCUAUUUGCUUAACCUUGAGCUGGAAUUAUAAAUUUGGCCUGUGGCUCCAGGGCCAGCGUCGUUCCAGCAGUGGGAUAGGGACAGUAGUGGUCAUAGGGACAUUAUGCUGGCUAGAGGACUCCCCCCACGCUCAGUCCGGCUCAGAGGCUUCCGGUCCCUCCUGAGUGCCCUGUGGGAGGGCCCGGGGCAUCCCAGGGUGCCGACUGGAGAAGGAGCCAAUAGCAUCUGCACACAAAGCCCUCGCCCCUACAGUGAAGUCCCUUCCCCUGGUGACAAUGGCUGGCUGAACCUGUACCACUUCUGGAGGGAGAAGGGUUUGCACCAACUCCACUACCGCCAGGUCCAGAAUUUCCAGAAGUUUGGCCCCAUUUACAGGGAGAAGCUAGGCACCAUGGACUCGGUUUUUAUUGUCAGCCCUGAAGAUGCGGCCAUUCUCUAUAAGUCUGAGGGCCCCCUCCCAGAACGCUACCACGUCCCACCCUGGACUGCUUAUCACCAGCAUUACAAGAAACCCAUCGGGGUCCUGUUCAAGAAGUCAGAAGACUGGAAGAAAGACCGGUUAGCCCUGAACCAGGAGCUGAUGGCUCUGGAGAGCAUAAAAAACUUCGUGCCCCUGCUGGACCCAGUGUCUCAGGACUUCGUCAGCCUCUUGCACAGGCGCAUCAAUCAGCAAGGCUUUGGGAAGUACUCAGGGGACAUCAGUGAUGACCUGUUCCGCUUUGCCUUUGAGUCUGUCACCAACGUUGUAUUUGGGGAGCGGCUGGGGAUACUGCAGGAGACGGUGGAUCCUGAGGCCCAGCAGUUCAUUGAUGCGGUAUACCAGAUGUUCCACACUAGCGUCCCCAUGCUCAGCAUCCCCCCAGAUCUGUUCCGCCUGCUCAGGACCAAGACCUGGAGGGACCACGUGGCUGCAUGGGAGGUGAUUUUCAGUAAAGCUGAACAAUAUACCCAGAGGUUCUAUGGGGACCUGAGACAAAAAAAAGUUUUUGACAAUUACCCUGGCAUCCUCUACCGCCUCCUGGACAGUAGCAAGCUGCCCUUUGACAACAUCAAGGCCAAUGCUAUUGAACUGCUGGCUGGCGGCGUGGACACGACAUCCAUGACACUGCAGUGGAACAUGUAUGAGAUGGCCCGCAGCCUGAGGGUACAGGAGGUGCUGAGGGCAGAGGUCCUGGCUGCCCGGCGCCAGGCCAAGGGAGACAUGAACAUGAUGCUCAAGUUGGUUCCGCUCCUCAAAGCCAGCAUCAAAGAGACGCUGAGACUCCACCCCAUCUCCGUGACAGUUCAGAGAUAUCUUCCAAAUGAUGUGGUUAUUCGUAAUUACAAGAUUCCUGCCAAGACAUUGGUACAGGUGGCCGUCUUCGCCAUGGGUCGGGAUCCCGCCUUCUUCUCCAACCCAGAGUGUUUUGACCCAGCCCGAUGGCUAAACAAAGACAAGGACAUCACCUACUUCCGGAACCUGGGCUUUGGCUGGGGUAGCCGGCAGUGUGUGGGGCGGCGCAUCGCCGAGGUUGAGAUGACGAUCUUCCUUAUCCAUAUUCUGGAAAACUUCAAAAUUGAGAUCCAAAAUCUCAGUGAUGUGAAUACCAAGUUCAAUCUCAUCCUGAUGCCUGACAAGCCCAUCUUCUUAACCUUCCGGCCCCUCAACAAGGACCUGCUCCACAUGUGAUGGAAGGUGGGCCCUGCCCGUCCUGCCAUGAGGCCUGCCGUGGUUUGAGAGGGAGGCCUGGGGAUGGGGUAGGGCCUGUACGGCCUCUGCAUCUUCAAUUUUCUGUCCCCCACCCCCACUUCUUCCCGCCCCCACUCUGACCAGGAGGCAGCCACUGGGUGGAUGGGUUUGGGUCUCAGUGGUCAACCUUCUGAGCUCAACUGGUAGUUCCUCUCUCCC
This is a messenger RNA of Loxodonta africana (African savanna elephant), 1889 nucleotides long. Its product is annotated as cholesterol side-chain cleavage enzyme, mitochondrial. Gene Ontology annotation, biological process: cortisol metabolic process; glucocorticoid biosynthetic process; cellular response to peptide hormone stimulus. The transcript has 9 exons. The record is from RefSeq and is a predicted model, not a curated record. Gene Ontology annotation, cellular component: mitochondrial inner membrane. NCBI's taxonomy places the organism in Eukaryota, Metazoa, Chordata, Mammalia, Proboscidea, Elephantidae. The coding region runs from base 105 to 1670 and encodes 521 amino acids. Gene Ontology annotation, molecular function: heme binding; iron ion binding; cholesterol monooxygenase (side-chain-cleaving) activity.